Messenger RNA from Carassius gibelio (silver crucian carp), 4212 nucleotides. Its product is annotated as ryanodine receptor 3-like. The record is from RefSeq and is a predicted model, not a curated record. NCBI's taxonomy places the organism in Eukaryota, Metazoa, Chordata, Actinopteri, Cypriniformes, Cyprinidae. Gene Ontology annotation, cellular component: calcium channel complex; sarcolemma; Z disc. Gene Ontology annotation, molecular function: ryanodine-sensitive calcium-release channel activity. Gene Ontology annotation, biological process: calcium ion transport. The annotation marks the transcript as partial. The transcript is spliced from 39 exons.
AUGACAGCAUCGGGGGAUGGGCUGUUGACCCUUGUGGAUGAAGAUUCGGCAGGGCUGCUCCCUUCGGGUGUUAUUGCCACUGACGAAUCAGGCCCAGAGUUGACAGCCAUGCUUGCCCAGGCAGCUGUGACUAUCAGCCAGGAAAUCAUCAAAGAAGAUGACGAAGUGGCCCUGACACAGGCAACUCAGCGAUGUGGUAAACUCCAUCCCCAGAUAGCCCAGGUAGACCUGUUUGCUUCCCAGCAGUCCCCAGACUGCCAGCUGUACUAUUCCCUGACUCAGGCCCCCUUGGGCAUGGAUGCACUGCCACACAGCUGGCCUCGGGCUCUACGCAAGUACCUCAGACCCUCCAUGCUCCAGCAUCUGCUGCGCCGACUGGUGUUUGACGUCCCGUUGUUGUCUGAAUACUGUAAGAUGCCUCUAAAGCUGUUGACGAAUCAUUACGAGCAGAACUGGAAGUAUUACUGUCUGCCGUCCGGAUGGGGGAGUUACGGUCAAGCGUCCGAGGAGGAGCUGCUACUUACCAAGAAGAUCUUUUGGGGAAUCUUUGACUCUCUGUCUCAGAAGAAGUAUGAGCAGGAUCUGUUUAAGAUGGCCAUGCCGUGUCUGAGUGCCAUCGCUGGAGCUCUGCCGCCGGACUACAUCGACUCCACGCUCAGCACCACGCUGGAGAAACAGGUGUCUGUCGACACGCAGGGAAACUUCAACCCCAGACCCGUAAACACAGCCAACAUCUGCCUGCCGGAGAAGCUGGAGUACAUCGCAAACAAAUACGCUGAACAUUCCCAUGAGAAAUGGGCUGCUGAGAAGGUGCUUCUGGGCUGGAAACAUGGAGAAAACAUCGACGAGAAAGCAAAAACUCAUCCGAUGCUGAGAUCCUACAAGUCCCUGACAGAGAAGGAGAAGGAGAUGUAUUGCUGGACGGUGCGCGAGUCCUUGAAGAGCAUGUUAGCGAUGGGCUGGAGCAUCGACCGCACCAGAGAAGAAGACAGCGUGUUCCAGCAGAGAGAGAUGGAGAAGAUGCGCCGCAUCUCACAGGCCUCUCAGGGUAACGGCUUCAAUCCAAACCCGCUGGACAUGAGCAGCGUCCUUCUGUCCAGAGAACUGCAGUCGAUGGUUGAGGUCGUAGCUGAAAACUAUCACAACAUCUGGGCCAAGAAGAAGAAGAGUGAUCUGUGCAGCAGAGCCACAGGAGGAGCUCAUCCGCUGCUGGUGCCCUACGACACGCUCACGGCCAAAGAGAAGACCAGAGACCGCGAGCGAGCGCAGGAUCUCUUCCGCUUCCUGCAGAUCAACGGAUACGCCGUCAGCAGGCGUCUGAAGCACAUGGAGCAGGACUCGUCUUCGAUGGAGAAACGCUUCGCCUACCGCUUCCUGAAGAAGCUGCUGAAGUACGUGGACUCGGCGCAGGAGUUCAUCGCUCACCUCGAGGCGAUGGCUACCAGCGGAAAGAAUGACAGAUCGCCACAUGAACAGGAAAUCAAGUUCUUUGCUAAGGUGCUCCUCCCCCUCAUAGACCAGUACUUUAAAAACCACUCGCUCUACUUCCUGUCGUCACCCACUAAGAAUCUGAGCAGCAGCGGAUACGCGUCGAACAAAGAGAAGGAGAUGGUCACCAGUCUGUUCUGUAAGCUGGCCACUCUGGUUAGACACAGGAUCUCUCUGUUUGGAAGUGACUCCACCACGAUAGUCAGCUGUCUGCACAUCCUCGCACACACGCUGGACACCAGGACUGUGAUGAAGUCCGGAUCGGAGCUGGUCAAGGCCGGUUUGAGGACGUUCUUUGAGAGCGCGGCUGAAGAUCUGGAGAAGACGCUGGAGAACCUGAAGCUGGGGAAGUUCACGCACUCCCGCAGUCAGAUGAAGGGCGUCUCGCAGAACAUCAACUACACCACAGUGGCUCUGCUGCCCAUCCUGACCGCUCUGUUCGAGCACAUCACUGAACACCAGUUCGGCUCCGACCUUCUGCUGGAUGAUGUGCAGGUGUCGUGUUAUCGGAUCCUGACCAGUUUAUACUCGCUGGGGACGGGGAAGAACAUCUACGUGGAGAGGCAGCUGCCGGCGCUGGGGGAGUGUUUGGCGACUCUAGCCGGUGCGAUGCCCGUGGCGUUUCUGGAGCCGCAGCUAAACACACACAACCCCUGCUCCGUCUUCAACACCAAGACGUCUCGAGAACGAGCUCUGGUCGGGCUGCCGGAGUCGGUGGAGGACGUGUGUCCUGAGAUGCCUCGUCUGGACGGUCUGAUCAAGGACAUCACUGACGUGUCAGAGUCCGGCGCGCGCUACACAGAGAUGCCGCACGUCAUCGAGGUGGUGCUGCCCAUGCUGUGUAAUUAUCUGUCGUACUGGUGGGAGCGAGGCCCGGAGAACCGUCCCCGUCCCGCAGGCGUCUGCAGCAGCACCGUCACCUCCGAACACCUCAGCCUCGUCCUCGGGAACAUCCUCAAGAUCCUCAACAGCAACCUGGGCAUCGACGAGGCCUCCUGGAUGAAGCGCAUCGCAGUGUACGCUCAGCCCAUCAUCAGUAAGGCGCACGCUGAUCUGCUGAAGACACACUUCUUGCCGACGCUGGAGAAGCUGAAGAAGAAGACGGUGAAGGUGGUGUCGGAGGAGGAGCUUCUGAAAGCUGAUGGGAAGGGCGACACCCAGGAGGCGGAGCUUCUGAUCCUGGAUGAGUUUGCAGUGCUGUGCAGAGAUCUGUACGCCUUCUACCCCAUGCUCAUCCGCUACGUGGACAACAACAGGUCUCGGUGGCUGAAGGAGCCGGACACAGAUUCCAACGAGCUCUUCAGGAUGGUCGCAGAGAUCUUCAUCCUGUGGUGUAAAUCACACAACUUCAAGAGGGAAGAGCAGAACUUUGUGGUUCAGAACGAGAUCAACAACCUCUCGUUCCUCACCGGCGACAGUAAAACCAAGAUGGCAAAGUCAUUCCUCCCCAAGGCUGGUGGUCAGGAUCAGGAGCGGAAGCAUAAGAAGCGCCGUGGAGACUUUUACUCCGUCCAGACGUCUCUGAUCGUGGCGGCGCUGAAGAAGAUGCUUCCCAUCGGUCUGAACAUGUGCACGCCGGGAGACCAGGAGCUCAUCCUGCUGGCUAAGACACGAUACGGCCUGAAGGACACAGAUGAAGAGGUGAAGGAGCACAUCAGACAGAACCUGCACCUGCAGGAGAAGUCGGCGGAUCCGGCUGUUCAGUGGCAGCUCAACCUCUAUAAGGAUGUGAAGGUGAAGACAGAUGACACUCUGGAUCCGGAGCGGAGCAUUGAGAGAAUCCAGAGCAUCUCAGCCGCUGUAUUCCACCUUGAGCAGGUUGAGCAGCCGUUGCGCUCUAAGAAGUGUGUUUGGCAGAAGUUGUUGUCUAAGCAGCGGAAGCGAGCCGUUGUGGCGUGUUUCAGAAUGGCUCCGCUCUACAACCUGCCCAGGCAUCGCUCUAUUAACCUGUUCCUCACGGGCUACCAGCGGCUCUGGAUCGAGGCAGAGAUGUACUCGUUUGAGGAGAAGCUAGUGCAGGAUCUGGCAAAGACGAAGACUGAUGAAGAGGAGGAGGAGAUCACAGACACUCAGCCAGACCCUCUUCAUCAACUCAUCCUGCACUUCAGUCACAACGCACUGACAGAACGCAGCUCACUAGAAGAGGAUCAGCUGUACAUCGCAUAUGCAGACAUGAUGGCUAAGAGCUGUGCUGAAAAUGAGGAAGAGGAUGAGGAAGGAAAAGAAAAAACAUUUGAGGAGAAGGAGAUGGAGAAGCAGAAGACUCUGUACCAACAGGCCCGACUCCAUGACAGAGGAGCAGCAGAGAUGGUCUUACAGAUGAUCAGCGCUAGUAAAGGUCAUUUGGGUCCAAUGGUCACGUUCACGCUGAAGCUCGGCAUCUCCAUUCUCAACGGUGGAAACAUCACAGUCCAGCAGAAAAUGCUGGACUAUUUGAAGGAGAAGCGAGAUGUGGGUUUCUUCAAGAGUCUGUCAGGACUGAUGCAGUCGUGCAGUGUUCUGGAUCUGAACGCGUUCGAGCGUCAGAAUAAGGCCGAGGGUUUGGGGAUGGUGACUGAGGAAGGCUCCAUCAACGUGAGGGAGCGCGGCUCUAAAGUUCUUCAGAAUGACGAGUUCACCAGAGAUCUGUUCAGGUUCCUGCAGCUCCUGUGUGAGGGACACAAUAACGACUUCCAGAACUUUCUCAGGACGCAGACAGGAAACACGACCACAGUCAAUAUAAUC